AAUUUUUAGAUUUUUUUCAGAAUCGGAAAGAUACAUUUGCAUUGGGUGUAUGUAAUGGAUGUCAAUUUUUGAGUCAAUUAAAAGAAUUAAUCCCCGGUACAGAAAAUUGGCCUUUAUUCAAAAGAAACAAAAGCGAACAAUUUGAAGCUCGAUGUAGAUUAGUUGAAAUAACUUCUUCAAGUAGAGCAGAGUUUUCUAGUAACGAACAAUUAAAAAAACUAAUAGCUCAAGGCCUUGUCGCAGUGAGAUUUGUAGAUAAUUACGGAAAUCCAACUGAAAAGUAUCCAUAUAAUCCAAAUGGAAGUCCAUUAGGAAUUACAGGUAUUCAGACACCAAAUGGAAGAGUGCUGGGUAUGAUGCCACAUCCUGAACGUGUAAUCCUUAAGGAGGCGAACUCGUGGUAUCCUGUUGAAGAGG
This is a messenger RNA of Racocetra fulgida, 417 nucleotides long. The record is from the annotation of a GenBank genome assembly. NCBI's taxonomy places the organism in Eukaryota, Fungi, Glomeromycota, Glomeromycetes, Diversisporales, Gigasporaceae.